Molecule: messenger RNA, 583 nt
Organism: Saccostrea cuccullata (small rock oyster)
Lineage: Eukaryota; Metazoa; Mollusca; Bivalvia; Ostreida; Ostreidae
Exons: 5
Coding region: 75-464 (129 amino acids)
Source: RefSeq, a predicted model, not a curated record
UAGAGGAUAACACCAUUGAAGAUGAUUGUGCUUGCAAUGCUUGUUGUUAAUUGAUACUCAUCGAAACAGAAGAUAUGAAAAAUCAGAAGCUCUCCACCAUUGGUCUUAUUUUCUGUUUAAUUUCAUUAACCGUAUACAUCCAAGGAAUUUCUGCACAGACGUGUUCCGACAGUGCAGUCCUAGCGUGUGUCUCAACCUACACUAAUGCUGCUUCUGCUGCUGCUGGUGAUUAUGGAAAACUUUGCAGUGCAGCUCAUCAGUAUCUGAACUGUCUAGACAAUGUACUGUCGGCCUGUGGCUCACAGGACUCAACAAUUAACUAUGCAAAACAAUACGUCGACCUAGCAAGGCAAGCCCUCAACCAAUAUGGGUGUGGUGCAGCUGGCCUCAUUUUUAAUCUGCUGGUCAUGGUUUUAGGGCUGGCGUUUACAUUCAUUUUCAAAACAUUCAAUGACCACGCUUAAACAAAAUUUUUAAAGCAUAAUCUAUACUUUAAAUAUUAAAUGAUUUUAUCUUAAUAUCAAAAUUAACUUACUUUAAUGUGUGGUCAAAGUUUAUAUUAUUGUGAAAAAAAUGUAUUUUU